AUGGCACUUGUGAUGCACCCUGGUGUUCUGACGGAAAGUACUUCGUCGCUUGCGACCCUGAUCCACCCACCUAUAUCCACUAGCUUGAACCAAUGGUACUACAGUGACUCUGUCACUCCACGAACCUCCUCGAAUGGCGCCUGUUCUUACAAAAGGCCAUCCUCUCCAUUCGUACAUCCACACCGUGUGACAGCACAAUCUGAUCCGCACCCUCAAGAGAGUGAUGGCAACAAGCCAUCUGUCGAAAUCCGAACUCUAUCGAACUCCCACGUUACGGAUCUCUUGAUACCUGGACAUGUCCAUCGGUUGAUUGAUUCCAUCAUCGAUGUGAUAAAUUAG
This is a messenger RNA of Cantharellus anzutake, 339 nucleotides long. RefSeq lists its product as uncharacterized. Bases 1 to 339 code for a protein of 112 amino acids. Lineage: Eukaryota; Fungi; Basidiomycota; Agaricomycetes; Cantharellales; Hydnaceae. The record is from RefSeq and is a predicted model, not a curated record. The transcript has 2 exons.